Chaetura pelagica (chimney swift) is the source of this 588-nucleotide messenger RNA. It is a transcript of the gene ERGIC3, whose product is annotated as ERGIC and golgi 3. NCBI's taxonomy places the organism in Eukaryota, Metazoa, Chordata, Aves, Apodiformes, Apodidae. Gene Ontology annotation, cellular component: endoplasmic reticulum; Golgi membrane; endoplasmic reticulum membrane. The record is from RefSeq and is a predicted model, not a curated record. The annotation marks the transcript as partial. Gene Ontology annotation, biological process: retrograde vesicle-mediated transport, Golgi to endoplasmic reticulum; endoplasmic reticulum to Golgi vesicle-mediated transport. The transcript is spliced from 6 exons.
UUGCGGGGCCCCCGGCCGCUCACGGGCGGUUCCUCUCCCGCAGUGACCGUGGUCAGCGGGCUCAUCAUGGCGCUGCUGUUCGUCUCGGAGCUGCAGUUCUACCUGACCAAGGAGGUUCAUCCCGAGUUGUACGUUGACAAGUCCAGGGGAGAUAAACUGAAGAUCAAUCUAGAUGUGAUUUUUCCACACAUGCCCUGUGCUUAUUUGAGCAUCGAUGCCAUGGAUGUGGCAGGAGAGCAGCAGCUGGAUGUGGAGCACAACCUGUUCAAGCAACGUUUGGAUAAAGCUGGCAAUCGUGUGACUCCAGAGGCUGAGAGACAUGAGCUGGGAAAAGAAGAAGAAAAAGUGUUUGAUCCAAACUCCUUGGAUGCUGAUCGCUGUGAGAGCUGCUACGGGGCAGAGUCAGAGGACAUCAGGUGCUGCAACACUUGUGAUGAUGUGAGAGAAGCCUACAGGCGGCGAGGCUGGGCCUUCAAGAACCCAGAUACCAUAGAGCAGUGCAAGAGAGAGGGCUUCAGCCAGAAAAUGCAGGAGCAGAAGAACGAGGGCUGCCAAGUCUAUGGUUUCCUAGAGGUCAACAAGUUUUAG